AUGGGCCGCAAACCGAACCAACUCAUCCUCGAGUUCUUCCACCGGGGUCCUAAGCUGGAAGACGCGAGCAAUCGAUACCAACACACCUGCAAGGCCUGUGGCGAAGUGUUCCCCAAGGGACGCAUCGACAGCCUGACCAACCACCUGGUGAAGAAGUGCCAGGCCAUCCCCCUCCGUGAUCGUCAACGCGUCUUGUUGCGACUCCAUGAACUUCCUGACCUGACUGAUGGGGAGUCAAACAAAGAUUCUCCCACUGGAAAAGGAAAGGGCGAAGGCGGAUUCCCCAAUCGCCAGAACUUCGACGGCCUUAACGUCCUGGCCGAAGCCUCGCGACAGGUUGGCGCAUCAGACGUGACCAAGCGUCCUGGAUACACCCAGUCCGUGACAGCUGGUGGGAAGACUGUGAUCGUUGACCCUGCGCUCGAAGCGGAGGGAUUCCAAGGCCAGGCUCAGGGAUCUGAACAGGUUGAUGGAGCGGGAAAUGCCGAAGGAACUCCUCAAUCGUCCAACGCGCCCAGCAUCCCCGCUCUUCCAAGCCACACUCCCAACGAGCACCACGGCUCGCACUCUCCCCCGCUUGGCGAUACCUCCAUGUCGCCUGAAUCCACAUCUAAUGCGCGUCAGUCACAACUGUCUUUGAUUGCGGCAUCUGCCAACGAGAUGGUCCCACAGGGGCUCUCACUAGAUGGUGACAGCAUUGGUCCUGAUGGAAUAAAAUUGGGUCAGUGGAGCCAGCAGCUGUCUACUCAUGAGCAGCUUCUGUUUGACAGUCUGGCGGAGCAUGACCCCUCCCUGACUGCAGCCACCCAGAGGGCUGCUUCUUACCCUCGUCCUAUCGCAAUGAACCCCAACACACAAGCGAAAGGAUUUGUGAAUGAAUUUGGUAACUCCACCAAACCAAUGAAACCCAAGGUUCGGGGACGCUUUUCGGCAGAGCGACGACGCGAAGUCCAAGAUGUGAGGAAGAAGGGAGCUUGCCUGCGUUGCCGCAUGCUCAAGAAACCAUGCUCCGGUGAUACCCCUUGCACCACGUGCGCUAGCGUUGAAAGUGCCCGCCUUUGGAAGCACCCGUGCCUGCGUACCCGCCUUUCAGAUGAGUUCGAGCUUUACAAUGCCAACCUCAAUUCUACGCUCGCCUACCAUGACACCAACAGCAUCAAGGCCCAGGUUAAGUUUGAGAAUUACUCUGGCCGUAUUGAAGUCACGCACUUUGAAGAGAGCAACUCGUUCAUGACAUUCAAUGGACUUCAAGGCCACCGUCAAUCUGUCUCUGCCCUUGACCCCCAGCUCCAAGCUUUGGGCGACGAUCAAUUCUCUGGCUCUUUGCAAGAGGUUUACUUGCUGGAUGCUGAUUCUGAUGACAUUCCCAGCAAGCUGGAGAUGUACAUCAAGAAGAACGCUUCCUACUUCUAUGAGCGAGAGACCUCGCCUUUCAUGAAGCCAACUCUGCUGCUUGCUGCGGAAAUUAACUCAUCGAAGAAGGACAUUCUCUUGGAGCGUGUGCUGGAGCUUUGGGUGGCUACUCACAUCCUCGUCGACACCGAACUUACCUGGAAAACCUACUACAACCCUACUCUGCCUCCUAACUCCUUGCACUCCCUUUCUCAGCCCUCCGACGAGGGUCGUUUGCCCAUUGAACAGGUCUCUGACCCAGAGUCCCACGGCCUCCUCUGCAGCCAGCUCCGUGCCGCCAUGGAAAAGCGCGCUUCGCAGCUGAGCAAGUUCGUCAUCAACGACCUUGAGCGUCGCCUUCUCCAGCGUCAGAAGUGUGGAUGGUUUGACACCUUCAUUGUUGCAAUUAUUCUUCUUAACUGCGUGGAGCGCACUUGCUGGCUCUUCCGCUCCUGGGACAAUGAGAACUUCUCCCAGCGUUGGCCCUUGGACAAGCGUCCCCCCUACUACUUCAACCAGUCCGACCGUUUUGCCGACAUCCUCGAGAUGCUCCUGCGCAUGCGCCAUAUUCCUCCCAAGGCUACCUUCCGUCCCGACAACGGCAUUCUCAAGGCUGUCGAUGGCAGCGACGAGCAUGCAGUUCGCUGGUUUGAUAUGAUUCAGCUUACCCCUUACUUUAUCGAAGAGCGCAAGAACGCCGUCUUCGACCCAUCCGACUCGCGCUCCCUUGAUUGUCACCACAGUGCCAAUCUUCUCGAGCCCAACAACGCGACCUAG
This is a messenger RNA of Penicillium brevicompactum, 2169 nucleotides long. RefSeq lists its product as uncharacterized. NCBI's taxonomy places the organism in Eukaryota, Fungi, Ascomycota, Eurotiomycetes, Eurotiales, Aspergillaceae. The transcript has 7 exons. Gene Ontology annotation, biological process: regulation of DNA-templated transcription. Bases 1 to 2169 code for a protein of 722 amino acids. Gene Ontology annotation, molecular function: zinc ion binding; DNA-binding transcription factor activity, RNA polymerase II-specific. The record is from RefSeq and is a predicted model, not a curated record.